Culicoides brevitarsis is the source of this 1482-nucleotide messenger RNA. Its product is annotated as pickpocket protein 28-like. The coding region runs from base 1 to 1482 and encodes 493 amino acids. The record is from RefSeq and is a predicted model, not a curated record. The transcript has 2 exons. NCBI's taxonomy places the organism in Eukaryota, Metazoa, Arthropoda, Insecta, Diptera, Ceratopogonidae. Gene Ontology annotation, cellular component: plasma membrane. Gene Ontology annotation, molecular function: ligand-gated sodium channel activity. Gene Ontology annotation, biological process: sodium ion transmembrane transport.
AUGCCAAAUCGGAACAAAUUUAAUUACACGGAUUUUUUGAAGCGAUUUUUGGCGGAGGAUGAGGUGAAUUAUACGGAAGAAGAGAUAAUGCUCUUCGAUGUCGUAACAAAAGUCUGCUUUCAACGCAUAAUUAAGUCAAUGCAGAAGCUUUUUGAACGCGCCGAUGACAUCCCCAUCUACAACAGCUCGGAUUUGUUAGAAAUUAUGGACGAAUAUUUCCUUCCGUCGACUUUAAAAUUAUUUUUCUGCAGCGGAGUCUUACCCGAAGCGAUCAACUGGGACUGCAACUUUCGUUUUACGCGAAUUUGGCUGAAAGAAGGUCUCUGUUACUCCUUUAAUCUUCUACCAAGAUCAGAAAUUUUCCGUGAAGGCGUCGAAUUUCCAUUGGCAGACAAGCCGAACUUUGUAAUCCCUGAAGAUGAGCCUCGCAAAACACACGCAACGGAAUAUGUUGACGACAUUGGUGAACAAAAAGAGAUUUAUCGCGUGAAAAGUCGUCGCGACAGACUUCAUGUUCGAACAAGAGCUUAUGAAGAUUUUACCGAUCCAACUUGCGAUCCGGAUUUUCUCGUUUUUAUUCAUAAUCCUUACGAAAUUCCGUGGGAUCGACAAACGAACGGACAUUUAAUCGAAGUGGAUGAAUUUGUAAAAAAUGUCUUGACUGUGGAGCCGUAUGUCGUGCGAACUGAUGAAAAUUUGAAAAAUACUUUCACGCCCGAGGAGAGAGAUUGUUACUUCGAAGACGAAAGACCUUUAAAAUUUUUCAAAAGAUAUUCGCAGAGAAAUUGUGAGUUGGAAUGCGUCACAAAUAUCAGUCUUUUGCUCGAAACGUACAACUGCGUCGCUCAUUGGAUGCCCCGAACGCCCGAAAUGCCCUUGUGUCACUUCUCGAAAUACAUGCAGGGAUACUUUAAUGGCACCGAACCAACUGACGACCUGGAAAAUUGUGGAUGUCUCCCGGAUUGCAAUGGCGUUGAAUAUUCCGUGACGAUCCAAACGUCGCAUACUCCGUUUUUUUAUGACACUGCGAUCACACGGGACGACGCCAUGCAAUACCAAUCGGAUUUUUUCGCGGAACAAUGGAUGACCAUCUAUCUAGUAAAGCUGUUUAUGGGACUAAAUAGAGAUUAUGACUUUGAAAUUCCUCUCACAGAUGCGCUUAAAGUUUGGAAUCACACGUUGGAGUUCGACGCUUGGAAAUGGAAAUUCUCGGAAAUUGAAGUUCAUUAUGAAAGUUCGGAAUUUUUGGCGAUGCGACGACACUUGGCGUACUCAUUUGCGGAUUUUGUGUCGCAAAUUGGGGGCAUUUUUGGAUGUUUUUUGGGAUGUUCGAUUUUUAGCAUCAUUGAGAUUGUCUAUUUUUGCACAGUGAAGAUGAUGAAGGGAGUUAAAGCGCAAAAUAAGAGAAAAAGGAGGAGGCAGACACGAAAUUCGAUCAUAAAUAUUAAACCGAAAUUGAAUCUGAAUUUGCAAAAAUAUUAA